CGGAAGUUGAACGUCGACGAGUGCGUGACGACGGGAUGCAAACCGGCAACUGCUUCCGAUGCAAUCAAAACGGCCACUGGAUCAUCGAUUGCCCUCUCAAAUCCAAAUCCAAUGAUGAUCCUCCUCCACCGUGGAUCCACUGCCCUUGCGGCGGAGGUCUCUGCGAUAUCAAACUCUCGAACACUCACGAGAAUCCCGGAAGAAGAUUCUACAAGUGCCCUGCUGCUCAGAAGUGUACAUUCUUCAAGUGGUGUGACAAAGUAACUGAAGAAGAUAUCAGAUUCCGCCCUGAUUUCACUAUCCCUGAUUGCCCCUGCGGUUCUGGACCUUGCCGGAGAUCCGUAUCCGGUUCAGGACCCGAUGCGGGUCGAGCUUACUUGCAAUGCGGCGUCAGGAAGGGUUUUGGGGCGUGUGGGUUCUUUAAGUGGGUGGAUGAUGUAGCUGAUGAGGUGGAUUUUUGGGUGGAAGCUGAUUUAGUUUUGAGUGAUGUGGAAAGCAGCUUCCUUGCUGCUGCUGGUGUACCGGAGAAUGCAGAGGAUGAUUCCUCUGUUUCUGAUGUACAUUCUGCUGCUGGUGUGAACCAAGGUGUCCUUAUGUAUGAUACGGCUGUGAUUGAACCUGGAGAGAAACUACAUGGUGAUUGUGCUGUUUCCAAGCUGAGUGUGGAUGAAGCAACGAGUUGUUUGGGGAGAGAUACUACUGUCUCUAAUGGUUCUGUUGCGAAACGUGAGAUGACAUGCUAUGAGCAAUUUGGUGAAGCUGAGUGGUCAUUCCCCAAUUUGGAGGACCUGAUGGAGCAAUACAACUCAGAGAAGGUUCAGUUUGAGAGUAUUUCAGGGAAACAUGCACAAGUGUUGAGUGCGUUUAUGAGUUCAUACAGUCGAUUAAGGAUUCUCCAUGAGAAAACUAGUCAUCUGAGGAAGUUGUUAGUUGAGACGGAGAAGGAGAUGGCUUGUUGCGAGGCUGAGACGUUAGAGCUUGGAACGAAUUGCCGGGAAGUGGCUGGAGAAAUGGCUGACUCUCAGAAUAGGAUGCAGGUGAUGGCAGUGAUACUAGGAGAUGAAGUGGAAGCAUUGAAGCAGAAAGAGUUCGCUGUUAUGAAGAGGAGAAGAAGAUGCUGAUGCUUGAAUGUGAGUGUCUUUGUAAGUGUAGGAAUGUAACUAUCACUUGUUACACUUAUUUUUUAACCAGAUAAUUAAUGAACUUGUUUUAACUCCUUAAAUCCAAC
Eruca vesicaria subsp. sativa (arugula) is the source of this 1228-nucleotide messenger RNA. NCBI's taxonomy places the organism in Eukaryota, Viridiplantae, Streptophyta, Magnoliopsida, Brassicales, Brassicaceae. The record is from the annotation of a GenBank genome assembly.